Molecule: messenger RNA, 2543 nt
Organism: Hibiscus syriacus
Lineage: Eukaryota; Viridiplantae; Streptophyta; Magnoliopsida; Malvales; Malvaceae
Exons: 10
Coding region: 70-1335 (421 amino acids)
Source: RefSeq, a predicted model, not a curated record
AACGGAGUUCAGUGGGUUAUAGCACCACAUGAUUUGCAUAUAUCGGCGGGUUAUGCGGUCUCGGUCUUGAUGGUCAAUCAGACAAUUCUUGCCAUCUCAGAAGAAGGAAACUUAUACCAGAUGCAAUUGGGUGACAACUUGCAGCCAAUCUGGGUGGAGUUCAAGCCUGCAUUUGAUCUAAGUACAAAUAAAGAAGUAGACCAGAGCUCAGUGGUUCAGAUAAAGUCCGGUACUGUUUCGUUCGAUGGGGUGAGAGUUUAUUUCUGCACAAAGAAUGGCUUGUUGCUAGAGCUCAGUGAGGUUGAGCCUCUGAGGUGGGAGAAUCAUGGCCGACCAUCGGCAGCAGAUGUCGCAGCAAUUGCUGACGCGGGAAGAAUUAGAACAGAAGUAGUAUAUACAAUAAGUUCUGCAGGUGACCUUUAUGAAUAUGAUAAGAGCUCGAGGCCAUCGUGGAAGAAGCAUCUACGGAGUGAAGAAACAGCAAAAGAGGGCUCUCUAGUACCAUUAACGGGGAGCUCGAUACAUGGCUCGAAUGAUCACUCUGUAUCGUUGUUUCUCCUAACAAAGGGAGGAAAAUUGGUAGAGAGACGACUGCAUCAAAGGAAAUGGAAAUGGAUAAAUCAUGGAAGUCCUGAAGAUCAACACCUGACAUCUAUUACUCCCCAGCCGGAAGAUGAACCAAAUGAAAGAUUCGUCUCAUUAUAUCUCACUACAUCCACUGGAUCAGUUUUUGAGUAUAGAAUACCAAACCAUUCAGGUACAACUCAAGAAAACCAAAUUUCAGUAGCAUGGCUGAAUCAUAUGCAUCCACCAAAUACAAAAGCUGCAAGAGGUAUUGCAGGACUAAAAUAUCAAUAUGGGAGGACACUCUUUGCACUAGACGAUGGUAGACUUGCAGAGUUACAUAUACCUGGCCUAGGUGGUGAAAAUUCAGGGCCAACACCUCAAUUUAACAUGCGAAAAAAAGUAUCCUCCAAGUAUGUCUGGUCAAUAUUAGAUGCCCCAGAGACAGAAGGAUGGAAUGCAGAGUAUUGUUCAGAAGAACGAGGACCUUUGAAUUGCAUAGCAGGUAUAAAAGAUGAAAUAAAUGAUGCUGGAAAAACAAGAUCCCUGUCAAGGAGAAAAAAGGGUAAUAAAGCACACGAGGACUACUUAUAUCCAGGCACAUCCAGGAGUAGACUAGUGAAAACGUCAGAAAAAUACAGUUUCCCAGAUAAUUGGACCAACACUAAUUUCCGACUGAGGAUGAUGCAAGCAGGUGAAUCGUUUUUUAUCGUCACAGAUGAGGGUUUGAUCUUUGAAUAUCUUUACCUGAAAGUGUAUGGCUCUGGUUAAGACACGAUCAUCCGACACCUAUGAGAGGUUCCCUGGGAAACUACAAUGGAAGUUUAUUUUUUGUUGACAUGUAUGGAACCUUGCUUAUCAGAGAAAGGAGCAGCAACGAGCUAGCAUGGAUAAACUGCACUGCAAUGAGGAAAGGAACGCAAGUUAUGGCAGGCCCUCCUUGGGAUGGUAUGCCGGGUAAAAUGAAAGUCACAGCGGAAGAUGCUCUCUUCUUUGUGAGCAAAAUUGGAAGGCUAAUGCAGUUCACGGUUGCCCUCAGAACGUUCGAAUGGAGAGAUUGCCGGAACCCUCCAGAAACCAAACUUGCAUGCAUAAUAGACCAAGAAAUGUUUAGGCAUAAUAUAGUGUUUGUUGUUGGAAGGAAUGGCCGGCUGUACCAGUAUAACAAAGUGACAGAGUUGUGGCAUGAGCAUCACCAAUCUCAGCAUUUGAUUCUAUCCAGGUUGCCAGGAACUGCCAUGAGGCCUUCGUUGUUUUCACUAACAGGUCACUUUUCAUGCUUUCAGAAGACGGUCGACUGGUUGAAUAUCACUGGAAUACAUGGGAUGGUUGGAACUGGGUGGAACAUGGCACUCCAUGCAAAGAUGCUACCUUGGUUGCUCCUCCUGGUCCAUGUUUCAAAGGGGAUCAAUUGUUUUUGAUAGGUUCAGACGGAAAUGUAUACCUAAGGUAUAAGGACCAAUCGACAUGGAGAUGGAAAAACUGUGGUUUCCCACAUGACAGAGACAAAGAUAAUGAAAAUCAAACAGAAAGGGAAGAAGUUUUUUCGGGUAACGAACAACCUGAUCCGAACGAAAAUUGUGACCCAAAGGUUGCUCCUACAAGACCAAUUCCAUUUUCUGAAGAUUCAGCUAUAUUCGAGCUGAGAGAUGGCAGAGUAAGCAAUUAAAACCAUGGUUCACCCAUGUUUCUAGUUUCCAACAUCUGAUUAACUAUCCUAAGUAACCAAAACAUAGCCAUAUACAAGUUAGCUGAAAUUCAGGAAGUUCAGGAAAGGCAAUGGAAAUGGAUUCGGAUCAUUGGCACUCCAACAAGUCCAUGCAGUGCGAGUUAUUGGAUUGCUUUGGCAUCAUGAACAAUUAACUAAUACCUCAGGAAAGUUUUUUUUUUCCCUUUACUCUUACAAUUACUACAGGAAACGUUAGAAUUUAUGUAUAAACUUGAAUUAUAUUAAACAAACUACAGAAUUUUACACAUAC